Molecule: messenger RNA, 3244 nt
Organism: Pecten maximus
Lineage: Eukaryota; Metazoa; Mollusca; Bivalvia; Pectinida; Pectinidae
Exons: 14
Coding region: 112-3102 (996 amino acids)
Source: RefSeq, a predicted model, not a curated record
UGAUUAUGAACCGGAACGACGUUUUCGAGGUUGUUUACGUUUACCCACCGACGCCAAUCUAGAAACAAGCAAACACAAUCCACUUAUUACUGGAGGUAGCACGAAGAUAAAAUGUACCGACCAUGGUACAUUGCAAAAGGGAACAUUUUAUUCUCCCUAAUAGUGCUUUUAAGCGCUAUCAGCGGACCUGAGGCAUCUUUGACCGACGCCAUUUUCCAUGGUCAGGCGGAGGUGCUAGUUUCUCCUGGGCUUGUGAGAAAAGAUGGUCUGACGUUGGAUACAUGUGCAAGUGCAUGUGUUUCUGAAAAAUCGAUAAAAUGUCAAUUUUUCAAGUUUAUCAACAGCACAAAGACUUGUUAUCUGUCAGAAACAGAUCAUCCCAAGGUUAAACAUAUGGUCAAUGGCAAGCCAAGAGUUAGUAAAACUGGGUCAUCCAGCAGAAGUGAAAAGUCAACUAUGCAGAGCAAGUUUGAGGAUCUUGAAAAAUCCAUUGACAAACUAAAAAAUGUACAGAGAAAGGUGGAAAAUUUGGCAGAGACAGAUGAUGAAAAAUCAAGUGGCCUGAAAACCCUUCAAAAACAAUCGGUAAAACAAGUUAAGGCCAUAGUAACUUUGGAUGGUCGUUUGAGGUCGUUGCACUCUCAGGUGUUGGACAUCAGCGGCGAUUUGUCAGAAUUACAAAAAUCACAGAGAACCAUUGCAAAAAAUGUACAAUCUGUCAAGUCAUCAACAGGAAGUCUAGGGUCAAAUGUCAAACGGCUUGCACAUUUGUCAGGAGAGUUGCAAAGUGACGUGGAAGAUGUGAAAUUGUUCAACAGUAGCAUUUUGCGACAGCUUGCCAAAGUGUCACACAGCACAUCAAACCUGGACAGAAAGCUUAACAGGUUGUCCUCCUAUCUGCAUGAUAAGAGGAUUUUUAACUCAGAUGAUAUGCAACAGACUCAGUUUCGGAUCUCUAAAGGUAUGGCCUCGUUGGCUCACUCACAGAAAACAUUUUGGCAUCAGCUCCACGGUCUACAUCACAAUGUUGACAUGCUGACAGCAACACUUGGUAGAGAGAGCCAAGGACGUGGACAUACUCACAGUGCUAUCUUAAAUCUGCAAACAUCCAUACAUAAUAUCAAGAUGGCUUUGGCAAAAAUGUCUGAUCCGAUGUCUGUACAAAAUAGACGAUGGCAGGGAGAUGUUAAUAGUAUAAAGCAUGUCCUGUCCCAGCUGGCUGGGACUAACUCUAGACUUGAUGGCGAAAUGAGGGGCAAUCGGCGUGAGGUAGCCUCGGUCAUCAAAGACUUGACCAAUGUCCAGAUGGCUGUCCAGAGUCUCAAGUCAAACAUAGAUGGAAUCCGAUCUACUAAUGCAGACUUAGUGGAAUCUGUCCAAGAACUCCUGAAAACAAAGACGAAAAUUCCAAGUAUUUUGCAAAUGACAAAAAUUUCUACAACCAUUUUGAAGUCACUGUCUGCAAUAGAAAGAAAGGAGCGGAUAUUGACAUCCAGAAUGAAACAGUUUGGAGAUUCCUUGUCCAAUAUGGAGAAGAGAAUGCAAUCAAAAUACAGCAAUAACAGACUCCAAAAGCAUGCACUACUUCAAUUGUCUAGACAAGUCAAAUCUCUGUCAGGGGAUAUGCAGAGGAUAAGCAAGCUUGUGAUAAAUAUUCACAAAAAUCAACCAACAAAUGUGGGUAAAAGAAUUGAAGCUGUUCAAAGGAAACUGAUCUCUACAAUAAGCAAGCUCCAGAUGAAGCUAACAGACAUGGAGGUCAAAAUGAAGCGUGGUCAGAGUGCUGUUCAAAGUAGUUCGGUCAAGGCGGCAUUAGGAUUAUUUAAUAAGUCCACAAAAAUGUUGAAAACAUCUAUUAAAGCACUUAAGUCUGAUGUAAAGAAACUACGGGACAGAGAUCGGGCCACAGAGAGGAAGGUAGAUAGACUACAUGAGACAGUAAUGAAAGCUAAGAAGGGAAAACUUAAGCCUCGGAUUUUGUGUCCAAUGGGAAAACUCAGAAGAGGGAACAUUUGUGUUCCCUUAAAACCUUCAACUUGGAAAAAACCUCAAAAAGGAAGGAAAGGAAGGAGGAGGCCAGGUAGACGACAUAAAGGAAGGAGGAGGCCAAGUAGACGACAUCAUAGAAGGAGGAGGCCAGGUAGACGACAUCAUAGAAGGAGGAGGCCAGGUAGACGACAUCAUAGAAAGAGGCAUGUUAGGAGGCAUCAUAGGAAGAAGAAGCCUGUUAGGAGGCAUCAUAGAAAGAGGCAUGUUAGGAGGCAUCAUAGGAAGAAGAGGCCUGUUAGGAGGCAUCAUAGAAAGAGGCAUGUUAGGAGGCAUCAUAGGAAGAAGAAGCCUGUUAGGAGGCAUCAUAGGAAGAGGCAUGUUAGGAGGCAUCAUAGAAAGAGGCAUGUUAGGAGGCAUAACAGAAGGAAGAGACAUGUGAGAAGGAAGUAUGGAGGAAAGAAACAUGAAAGAGAAAGCAAAGAAAAGAAGAGGCCUGCUAAACACAGAAGGCAUGGCAAACACAGUAGCCAUCAAAAGUUUUUUUUUCCUAAAGAAAGAGGAAGAAGAGAGACAAAAGAAGAUGAUUCAUAUGUCAAAAGCUUCAAACGAGAGACAGAUUCAAACACAAAGGUUCAAAUAGCACUGCCUGAGAAGCAAGGACCAUCCUGUCCCAGUGGAUAUCAACUGGUGGAUUACUACUGCUUCAUGUACCUACCCAUGCCUAGGACAUAUGACAUGGCCAGUCUGCAGUGUCACAGUCAUAAUGGAAGUGUGCCUGAAGUCACUUCAAGAGAAAUGCAGCAAGCACUGAAAGUGUUCCUUUUAGCAGAAACUGGAGCAGAAGUCCCUAGUGUGUGGCUGUCAUCCAUGUUGUACAACUCUCAUGCCAAAAAAUGGUACUGGGAAAAUAGUGGUGAUCCUGUCUUGUAUGAAAACUACAUGAGGGAUCCACCUGCAGGCAAGGAGGGCGAGAUGUGUAACCAGUUUAGGGUUGAGUGGGAUAGCCACUGGUCAGCCAACUCCUGUAAUGAUCAUCUCAGACUACCUACUGUCUGUCACCAUCAAAUUGACUCUCUUCCACCUAUCUCUGGAAAACUUCCAUACGGACUGUGAUAAAUUUUUUAAAAAGUUCAUUGUUAUUCUAUCGCAUUACUAUUUUUUCUGUAUUUGUUCUUGUUUAAUGCUAAAAUAUAUUUGAAUUUGAAGAGCUAAAACGUUUGUGAUAUAACUAAAAUAAAAUAUUUUAAUAAUGCUA